Messenger RNA from Penicillium subrubescens, 627 nucleotides. RefSeq names its product GNAT family N-acetyltransferase. Bases 1 to 627 code for a protein of 208 amino acids. The record is from RefSeq and is a predicted model, not a curated record. Lineage: Eukaryota; Fungi; Ascomycota; Eurotiomycetes; Eurotiales; Aspergillaceae. The transcript is spliced from 2 exons. Gene Ontology annotation, molecular function: acyltransferase activity, transferring groups other than amino-acyl groups.
AUGUUGGACGCAUCAAGUCUGACGCUGAAAAUGGAGCUUCCCUCUCAACCAAUCUAUGUGAUGAUUCCAUCACCCAAUGAAUCAAUUGAGAGCGACCGUCUCCUCCUUCGACCAAUCUGUGACACCGAUGCGGUCGCACUUUUAGCUAUUCGUUCCCGACCGGAAGUGGCGAAGACCAACUACCCCAAGGAGCCUUUCAAGUCCGUCGAACAGACACGCGAAUGGAUGUCGAGUAAAGUCUUUCUCGAGGGCCCAGCAGACAUCAUCGGGCGUUCCUUUAAUUUUGCCAUCCUGGAUAAGUCGAUCCCGGAAUCACAGGAGCAGCUCAUCGGCUAUGUCAGCGUGAACACCCUUGAUCCAUGCCCUGAAAUCGGAUACUCUCUUCUCCCCGAGUCAUGGGGCAAAGGCUAUGCCACGGAAGCGGUAGGAAUGAUGCUAAAAAAGUGGUGGGAUCUCCCAAGAAGGAAUAUGGUUGAAUUCAAUGAAAGUGAGGAGAAGAUCUACGCUAUCUGUGAAAAGGGUAAUAUUGGGAGCUCAACCGUCCUCCGCAAAUGCGGUUUCCAGGUCUUGUCGGAUUUUUGCUUCGGGUCAGAUGAGCUAUUCAUAUGGGCUUUGAAGAAGCCAUAG